Macaca mulatta (Rhesus monkey) is the source of this 2050-nucleotide messenger RNA. Lineage: Eukaryota; Metazoa; Chordata; Mammalia; Primates; Cercopithecidae. The record is from RefSeq and is a predicted model, not a curated record.
GAGCCGCGGGGUCCUCGGCCGCCUGACCUCAGCCGGCGCCGCGCCUCCAGGAGGGGGUCGGGCCCGGCACGUGGGCGCAGCGCGGGUCGGGGUGGGGCGGCCACAGCCCUGCGGAGCUGCUUUCCGGGGUCCCUUUCCCUGGACCAGAUUUUCGCGGGAAGCCGGAUCAUCUCCGCUCCCAUGGAGUGAGCAAGCGGGACAGUCCUGCGGAAAGUUUCCGCCCCCACUCCUCCAGCCCUGCGCCCGGACUUCAGCGGCGGCCCCCACCUCCAGCAUCCUCGAAAAAUGGUUUCUCUCACAACUACCCCGAUCAGGUCCAGCACUUGGGAGCUGACUGUGCUGGAGGUGACAGUCUUUGCGGGGUCCGUCUGUGUGCAGGAGUCGCAAGGUCGCUGAUCAGGACCCAAAGGUGGCCCGAGGCAGCCGGGAUGACAGCUCUCCCCAGGAAUCCUGCUGCCUGCUGAGAAACAUGGUCAGCAAGUCCCGCUGGAAGCUCCUGGCCAUGUUGGCUCUGGUCCUGGUCGUCAUGGUGUUGUAUUCCAUCUCCCGGGAAGACAGUUUUUAUUUUCCCAUCCCAGAGAAGAAGGAGCCGUGCCUCCAGGGUGAGGCAGAGAGGAAGGCCUCUAAGCUCUUUGGCAACUACUCCCGGGAUCAGCCCAUCUUCCUGCAGCUUAAGGAUUAUUUCUGGGUCAAGACGCCAUCUGCUUACGAGCUGCCCUAUGGGACCAAGGGGAGUGAGGACCUGCUCCUCCGGGUGCUAGCCAUCACCAGUUCCUCUAUCCCCGAGAACAUCCAGAGCCUCAGGUGCCGCCGCUGCGUGGUCGUGGGGAACGGACACCGACUGCGGAACAGCUCACUGGGAGAUGCCAUCAACAAGUAUGAUGUGGUCAUCAGAUUGAACAAUGCCCCAGUGGCUGGCUAUGAGGGUGACGUGGGCUCCAAGACCACCAUGCGUCUCUUCUACCCUGAAUCUGCCCACUUCGACCCCAAAGUAGAAAACAACCCAGACACACUCCUCGUCCUGGUGGCUUUCAAGGCAAUGGACUUCCACUGGAUUGAGACCAUCCUGAGUGAUAAGAAGCGGGUGCGAAAGGGUUUCUGGAAACAGCCUCCCCUCAUCUGGGACGUCAACCCUAAACAGAUUCGGAUUCUCAACCCCUUCUUCAUGGAGAUUGCAGCUGACAAACUGCUGAGCCUGCCAAUGCAGCAGCCACAGAAGAUUAAGCAGAAGCCCACCACAGGCCUGUUGGCCAUCACGCUGGCCCUCCACCUCUGUGACUUGGUGCACAUUGCCGGCUUUGGCUACCCAGAUGCCUACAACAAGAAGCAGACCAUUCACUACUAUGAGCAGAUCACGCUCAAGUCCAUGGUGGGGUCAGGCCAUAAUGUCUCCCAAGAGGCCCUGGCCAUUAAGCGGAUGCUGGAGAUGGGAGCUGUCAAGAACCUCACGUCCUUCUGACCUGGGCAAGAGUUGUAGCCUGUCGGUUGCCUACUCUGCUGUCUGGGUGACCCCCGUCCGUGGCUGUGGGGGUGCCUGGUGCCAGUAUGACCCACUUGGACUCACCCCCUCUUGGGGAGGGAGUUCUGGGCCUGGCCAGGUCUGAGAUGAGGCCAUGCCCCUGGCUGCUCUUAUGGAGCCGAGAUCCAGUCAGGGUGGGGGCGCUGGAGCCGUGGGAGCCCGGCCAGGGCAGGGGGCUCGUUGCUGUGGCACCCCCUCUCUGCCAGCACCAAGAGAUUAUUUAAUGGGCUAUUUAAUGAAGGGGUAGGAAGGUGCUGCGGGCUGGUCCCAUGCAUCCAGGAAAGAGGCCAGUAGAGUAUUCCGCCCACUUUUUAUAAAAAUCUACAGUGAUGGCCCCACCAACGCCUAGACACAGCACCGGCCUCCCAGGAGGGCAGGGGCAUUGGGAAUGGGUGGGUGCCCUCCAGAGAGGGGCUGCUGCCUCCCAGCGGGCAUGGGAAGGGCACUGGUGUGGGGGUUCCACCGAGAAGGGGACCUCAUCUAGAAAAGAGGUUACAAACCUACCAUUAAACUAUUUUUCCUAAAAUGGAA